AUGGGCCAACAGGCCUUUCCUGCUAGGCGUGAUAAUGCAGCCAAAGAGAGGCGUCGUCUCCAACGGCAGAAGAAUAGUUAUCUUCCUGGUGCUUUCAAAGGGCAAGACGAGGUUCGAAACAAAGAUAAGAAGCUUCCGGGGACUAGAGAAUUACACAAAGAAGCUCUUGAUCUUUGGCUUGACUUUACAUCUGACCCAGAGAACGGAUAUGAAGAUUACAAAACAUUUGAAGGCUGCGCCCCUCCAAGUCAUGAAAUGGUGAAGGGAUUUAUCCGCUGGUAUAUCGACUCUACUGUUGGCCGACUCGACAUUAAUAAAAAACCAACUGUGAGAACGAGUAAGGCGUGCGCAGAGAGGUUCUUCGGCGGUUUCAAAGAUUUCACCAAAACCGAGGUCCCUGAACCAGAUCGAAAAGAAAUAUAUGGUCAUUCCAGACAUAUUUGGUCUGGCGCCGUUGACGAUAAAUUGCAGUGGAUCAAAAAUACAUUGACCAAAGAUGGAAAAGUCGUGAACAAAAGAAAACAGAAAUACAAUUUCAGAAAAGAGGAUUUUCUGAAGGUUGUUGCUUCAAUGUGGAAGGAUGAUCACAAAAGUUUCAUCCCUGUGCUGAUGAAACCUCAAAUUCUAUUUGCCCUUCAGUUAUAUCUCUUUACGGGGGCAAGAGUUGGGUCCUUCAUGCCUUCGCAUAGGAACAAACAUGAAAGAGGUCUCCGAUAUGAAUGCCAGCAUAUUGAUUUGGUACUAUUUCCAUCACCUACCGCACAAUGGGAAAUUGGAUGGAGAGUCAAUCAGAUUUGGUUAAAGAACAAUCGGGACCCAGAAUACACAAUUUUUGGAAUUGGCAUUCGUGAUAGUAAGCGAGCACCAUUUGCGUCUGGCGACCUUCUUCUUGGACUUGCGCUGGGACAUGGCGCUCUUUUCGCAAUCGAAAGCCGGUCAGACUUGGCAAACUUUGAUCUUUCCAAUGGAGAAAUACCAUUAAGAUGGAAAGAGAGCUACUUGAAGAAGCCCAUUUUUCGAAAUGUGACGGCUCGCGGGCCACAAGAUACCCCUCUCACAAACAAAGACUUCUACAGUUAUCUUCACAUGUUCUUCGAUACGGCUGGAUACAGUGAGCACCCAACCAUACAUUGUAUCAGACGAGAUCUAGCCCAAGAAGUUGAAAAACGGUACGGAUCGGCGCCAGUUUCUCAAAUUCUAGCACAACGAGACCCAAAAACGUUUCCAGAACACUACCAAGCCCAUUGUUCCUCCGUGGAUACAGUCUCAGCUGUGCUCGAUGAGAAGAAAGUAACAAAACACAUAGAGUUCUUCCAGGGAUAUGGCCAGUUUUGUCAGGCAGGACUUCCUCUUGAAUUACCUGCUCACAUAAAGGAGAGUGUUCUGAUGCUACCUGAAAUGGUAGAGAUGAGUAGAAAUAUCGAAGUUGCUAAAACAUGCAAUGCUCAAGAAGCUGUUCGAGUCACGAAGCAGAAAUAUAAAGCAGCACUUGCUCGACAGCAUCGAGCUAAGCUGAAGGAAUACCAAGCUUCGUGGGUACAAACGAAGCGAGAUGAAAAAAUCUUAAAUCGCGGAAAGGGGGAGCCGGCACAAGAAAUGAAAAACACUUGCACACGUGCACAAUACUUGAUCAUGCCAGAGCUCGCACGAAUUGCAGCAUCCAUGUCCUGUACAGACGAGCUGACCUUUGAAAAGAAACUUUCCUUUGUGGAAGACCUCCGCAUUCUUUGCUCUCGAAAAGAAGAUGUGAUCUAUCUUCCCAAUGAAGAGCCAAUCGAGGGUCUUUGUCCAGCAAAGGACUGCCAGAUAGAGAUUCAAAACCUUGCGAAAGGUAAGAGAAGCGCCCACAUUCAUGAUUGCGUUCGACGUGAGACAGGACUCUUGCAUCAAGUCCCUGAAUCAUCGCUGCGCUAUUGCUAUGAGUGUAUGAAGUGGUUUCUAUUGCAAGAUUGGCAGGUGCAUUGUACUACACAUCUCCAGUCAUGGGAGGACCAGCACUGCGAAGUUGUCAAGUACCGCCACACAGUGAUUCGCCCCGCCUACUGCCCUUUCUGUUUGGGGAAUUGUCAAAAGCCAGCCGAGGAGCGUUUACAGUAUUGGACACGUAGCGGUAAUUUACGAGAGCAUAUCGAAAGUCAACAUAUGCAGGAGAUCUCGUGGCCGCCAAAGGCGUCAAUUUGCGGAUGCUCCCAAACAUUUGAGAAUCAGCGCGAACUCAGGCAUCACCUGCAUGACGUGCACGGGCUCAAUAAAACCAUUUGGAGAAAUCCAAAACCACCGAGGAAGAGAAAAGCAACCGACGGCAAUUUUGCUGUGAAACCCGGAGAGAAAGGUGCAAAGAAGCUGCGGUUUUAUCACUGUCCACCCCAGUGCCAAGGAGACGAGUCCCUGAUUUCAAACAAAAUAUUCGUUCCGAUUCCGGCCGCCACGUGCUUUAUCAUAGAGUCGCCCCAAGAGACUUAUUGCUCGAGCAGUAGCGAAAGCUACUCAUCAGGUGCCAGAUGCAACUCCGUGGAAACUCAUUUAUCCACCGAAAAUUCUCAAUCUAGCUCACUCCCGACAACCCCCGGAUUUGACGUUAUUGACCCGAGAAUUCUUGAGCCUCUGAAUAUCGACAAAGAUAUCGAGCACCAAGGCGGGGAUGAAACCGUUAAGCUAGACUCACUGACAGGCUGCUUGGAUGAGUUCGAUAGGACAAAGCCUUCAUUCAAUUACAUCACAAAAUCGGUCCUUCCUGCUCCAACCACUGAACAGGCUGCAAUCGGCAUUGGUCAUGAAAUGGAUGGGGAUAUCAACGCCGUGGGAGAAAAAUGCACUGAGUUCAUGUCUUUUACUCACUACCCUGCUAGAGUGGAAGAUUAUGGUAGGAAUGAUGUGUUCACUGAGGCAGAGAAGGAUUCUGAAAAUGAGAUGGAUGUGAAAACCACUCCUGCACGAAUUAAAUCCACGAGCCCAACAUAUGGCCGCGAUGGCAAGUAUCUCAAAAAAGAUGAAUAUAGCAAACACGAACAAAAGCUGUUACCAUCCGCGGCAAGGCCAAAUUUGAAUGACUUGCGCCAGAAGCUCAAUGCAAGGGAUAGAAGGAAGUUGCUCGCACUCAAGAGCGAGAAGAAGACUCUCAGACAGAUUGCACCUCAGUUCCCUCAUCUCGACACAGGUUUCCUGAGACAGGCUUGGGGAGAGUUGAAGCCUUUCGAGAGAUGCACGAGAUCACGAGUCUCAAGAAAUAGGUAG
Molecule: messenger RNA, 3234 nt
Organism: Penicillium cosmopolitanum
Lineage: Eukaryota; Fungi; Ascomycota; Eurotiomycetes; Eurotiales; Aspergillaceae
Exons: 7
Coding region: 1-3234 (1077 amino acids)
Source: RefSeq, a predicted model, not a curated record